Dacryopinax primogenitus is the source of this 555-nucleotide messenger RNA. RefSeq lists its product as uncharacterized. Lineage: Eukaryota; Fungi; Basidiomycota; Dacrymycetes; Dacrymycetales; Dacrymycetaceae. The transcript has 2 exons. The record is from RefSeq and is a predicted model, not a curated record. The coding region runs from base 192 to 374 and encodes 60 amino acids.
GGAUUGUUGAGGUGGACUACGUGGACUUCGCCAUAGUGACUUGUGAACUGGAGAAUCAGAGUUGAGACUGGGGGAAAGUAUAUUCGUUCCACCGACGAAAUAGGUAUCGACAGAACUUGAACUCGCUGUAAAGUUUCGGUUCGCGACUCGAGGCGCAUUGAAUUGGUAGACGAUCCGGUAUUACUUCUGAUAUGUUGAAGAGAUAUCUUACCGUAAUACGAUUCCACCGAAUCCUGCAUCAGAAUACCGGCGUCGCAUACGCCGAGCGCCUAGAGAAGAAGCAAAUGGGGAAAAUGCAGGACGGAAUUGCGGUGGAGAUAAUUCCGGUCUUCUCAAUCCCGUGCCUCAGGGCUUCCCAGACUGCUUCGUUCUGAGUCCUCUUGUACUUAAACAUGCACUUUAAUUUGGACCCGAACUCGGAACAGGCACCAAGGACACCGCUUCAUCGCAUCCUUCGGAUACCAACACCCACCCAUCCAGUUGGUUGCAAAGACAACUGCACUUCCUCGUGACCAAUUACGUUCAGUUGCCGACGGUCCUCUCUUUGCCAUGUUG